AUGUCGGGGGUGGAAAUGGUCAGUGGAAGGAUCCAUGAGCGGCUGAAGCGGUUUGAGAAGCGAAGCCCCGUCCCCGUCCAAGAGCACGCAGCAAGUCUGGCCUCAGAAUUGGCGGAGGGGCUGAUACACCAAGGCUGGACCGAUGAAGUCAAAGAACUGGUUGCCCUCUUCUCCCAACCCAACUUUAAGAGUCUCCUGUGUGUCCAUGACGAUGUCGCUCAGAGAAACUUUGAGCCCAAUCUGCCACCGAUACCUGAUGAUGUGCUGGAGGAGGAUGAAGAUUCUGUCAAAAUUGUCAGUCUGGUCAAAACCAAAGACCCCCUGGGGGCAACAAUUAAAAUGGACAAAUCCACCGGGACUAUUGUUGUGGCGAGGAUCAUGAGAGGAGGUGCAGCUGAUAAAAGCGGCCUGAUCCAUGAAGGAGAUGAAUUGAAAGAGGUGAAUGGUGUCUCAUUGGAGCACAGGAAGCCAAAGGAAAUCCUUUCUCUUCUGGCUCGUUCUCAGGGUGAAGUUACCUUCACAAUCAUUCCUGCCUCCAAGGAAGAAAUGUCAUCAAACAAGACGCUGUUUAUGCAGGCACUUUUCGACUACGAUCCUAACGAGGAUCCCACCGUUCCGUGCAAGGACGCAGCGGUGGCCUUUAGAAGGGGCGAUGUCCUCCAGAUUGUCAGCAUGGAGGAUGACACCUGGUGGCAGGCCUGUCGCCUCGGGGACAGCAACACUCGGGCAGGGCUCAUCCCCUCGCAGCAGCUCCAUGAGAGGAGAGUUGCACUGCAGCGACCUAAAGCACUGUUCAAACCUCGACGAGUCAAACCACCAGUCAUGGAGGAUGUAGACUACGGAGCUAUAACAGGGAUCCACAUCGCUGGUUUAAGAAGGAGUUUCCGACUGGGGAGAAAGAGCAGCUGGGCCAGAGAAGCGGCUCGGUCCAGGAGGUGGAGCACAGGGUUUCACGGCGCAGUUCGCCCCCCUACCUACAAACAGGUGAUCCCCUUCCACAGAGACCCAAAGGACAAACACCGUCUGGUCGUUCUUGUUGGGCCCAGCGGCGUUGGCGUUAAUGAGCUGAAGAGGAGGCUCCUGCUCUCCGACCCUGACCACUAUGGCGUGACUGUGCCACACACCACGCGUGAGAAGAGAAGGCAGGAGAAUGAAGGGGUGGAUUAUAAUUUUGUUUCAAGUCACAUGUUUGAAGAGGAUAUUCUCAAUCAUAGGUUUGUAGAAUAUGGGAGAUACAGUGGACACUACUAUGGAACACGUCUAGACUCUGUGCACAGGGUGUUGGCUGAGGGCAAGGUGUGCCUCCUGUGUGUGCACCCUAAUAAGAUAAAGCAUGUGUACACAUCUGAAUUCAAACCAUACGUGGUGUUCGUGAAACCCCCACAGAUUGAGGAGCUACGCCUCACCAGGCGGAGAGUUAAAUUCAUCUGCGAUGUGGACGACAAGAAUUCGGUCAGGAUCUUUUCAGAGGAGGAUUUUGAGGACAUGAUUAACUUGGCUGAAACCUUGGAGAGCCAGUGCGGUCACUUGUUUGACAAGGUCAUCAUUAACGGAGAUAUCGUCGUGGCGUUCAAAGAGCUGAAGGCGGACCUUCAGAAGGUGGAAGAGGCAGAAGUCCACUGGGUUCCGUCAGAGUGGAUUUGCUCGUCGUCACCAACGAAGGCACGGAGAAGUUGUGGUCAUUUGGACAACUGGAUUUGAACUUUGAACUGAAAAAGAAACAAAGAAGAAAAGAACCCCCAAAAUGUUUUCCGAAUUGCAUGUAGUUCAAACUCAACACCUUGAACAUUGAAUUUUUGUCAUAUUUUAAAUACUUUUUUCCGUUUAUAAACAAGUCUUGAGAUUACUACAGUUUUCCAUAAUGGCCCUUAGUGUGUAUCUAAUUAGACAAACAGAAUCCAUCUAUCUCUCCCUCCAUCUGUUUAAGAGCCAGUUUUUCUGUUGGCAUUUGGCUGAAAAAACGUCGGCUCGCAGGACGGAGAAUAAGGGGAAAAAAAGGAAACUCUCCAGAGCAUUUGUGGCUGAGAGUAAUCCUUCCCUGCCAAGUUGCAAGCAUCGGCAUGUAAUUAUUCUGACAGCUGCCGCACUUCAAUUAACUGUAAUGUACACCAGAGAAAUAUUAUUAGUAGCAGUCAGGCAGGCAUUUUGCCAACAACAUGCUGUAAAAAAAAAAAGGGACACAAACAAGAUCAUCAGUCAAUUAAAGACUGUAGUUGAAGAAGAAGGAAAACCUGUUUAGUGGCUUUAAUUUUCAUAAUUGUGUACAUAUUGUAGAUGGACACUAUACAUGUUUUAACUAGUGAAUAUGUUUCAUAAUUAUUGUACUGUAGACACUGUAGAAACAUGGUUGUUGAAGAUUUUUAAGGGUUGAAUUUAUGUAUUUUCAAACACCUUACUCCAUUAUUGACCUUUAAUUUGUAAAGAAGUCUUUUUUUUAUAGACAAACAUAUUGAGAUAAUAAAGAAUAAUUGGCCAAGAGCCACCAUUA
Messenger RNA from Cottoperca gobio, 2488 nucleotides. RefSeq names its product MAGUK p55 subfamily member 7-like. NCBI's taxonomy places the organism in Eukaryota, Metazoa, Chordata, Actinopteri, Perciformes, Bovichtidae. The coding region runs from base 1 to 1701 and encodes 566 amino acids. Gene Ontology annotation, molecular function: protein binding. The record is from RefSeq and is a predicted model, not a curated record. The transcript is spliced from 16 exons.